CCCAGCUCCAGAUGUGGCUGGGGGCCCAGGGCUGGGGGCUCAGGAAGAGGACUGAGCCUGGAGGGGGAAUGACACCUGCUUCCCAGCCCCCCCUUCCCCACUGCUUCUGGGGGCCCAUCAGCUUGGGUCAGCCCCCCCGGCAGGGCCAGAAUGUCCCCAGUCCCCAGGACCGACUGGAAGUAGUGAUGGCUCCAGCCCCCAGGCCCCGAUAAAAGGUCUUCUUGGAGAGUUAGGAAAGGAGGAAGGAGGCCAGGAGGGGGCGCUCUGUGACUGGUCAGCACCACCAUGUGGAGGCUGGGGGUUGGAUAAACUGAGGCAGGAGAACUGGAAGCAAUGAGAUGAAAUGGGGGUCGGCAUGGCUGUGUGCCAACCGCAGAGAAAAUCGGAGUAACUCGGGCUCCUGGGAUCCUUCUCCCAGCUUCUCCCAUGGGUCCCCCAACCCGUGCUCACGGACUGGGGAAGCAGAGGUGCCACCCUCCGUGCCCGAUGCCGUGGUGUCCCAUCUCUGCCCCAGAUGCUCUACGACGGGCACGUAUCCUUUUUGCAAUCAGUAGAAUGAAUAAAGACCAUUAGAAAAAUGAAUUGGUAGAUGUUUUAGGGAAAGAACCGGAGCCCGACCCCCACACACAGGGUUACCUAUACAGUGGGGGUGUCUCUCCAUUGCGGAUCAAUUAGCUCCUUUCUUUCCUCCAAAGAUAAGGGCUAGCAGAUUUGAGCUGAAGCAAGAGAAACUGAGGCAAGAUCAAAGGAAGGACUUCCUGCCGCUGAAGGUGGCUGGCCCUAGAACGGAGGGCCGUGGUGGCCCAGGGUGUCCCACAGGCCUGGGUUUGGGUCUGGGCUCCACCCCUGACUGCCUGUGAGAGCCAGGUCACGGGGCGAGGAGGAUUCACUCCCUCACCCUCGUUUUCCUCGGCUGUAAAAUGAGUGACUAUCAGCACCCCUCCUGGAGGGAACUGGUGCGUGGGACACUGAGCACAGUGCUGGCACGCCAAGUGUUCCACAGUGUCGUCUGUUUUCUGACUGCUCACCAAGUCCUGGCAUUCCACCUCCAAAAUAUUUCUCCGCUGCAUCUAUUUCUCUCCAUGCCCGCUGCUGCCACCCCCAUGCAGGCCUCCGUGGUUGCUCCCCGCUGCAGCAAGGGUGAGCUUCUUGACGCAGGUCACACGGCAUCACUCGUCUGCUUAGCACGGGCUGCCAUGGGCUCCGUGGGAAGCCAGCGCCUCGAGGAGCCCAGUGUGGCGGGCACGCCGGACGGGAGCCUGGUGACGAGCUUCAGCUUUGACAGCUGCCAGCUGGAUGAGGAGGCAGUGGCGGGGGCCGCUCAGGGCCAGGGCGGGGGCGCCGGGGGUGGCCCGAUUUUCCCAGAUUCUGCGGCAGAGGAGCCAGCGCCCGACGACCGCUACCACGCCAUCUACUUUGCGAUGCUGCUGGCCGGCGUGGGCUUCCUGCUGCCCUACAACAGCUUCAUCACCGACGUGGACUACCUGCAUCACAAGUACCCAGGGACCUCCAUUGUGUUCGACAUGAGCCUCACCUACAUCUUGGUGGCUCUGGUGGCCGUGCUCCUGAACAAUGCACUGGUGGAGAGACUGAGCCUGCACACCAGGAUCACCGCCGGCUACCUCCUGGCCUUGGGCCCCCUCCUCUUUAUCAGCGUCUGUGACGUGUGGCUGCAGCUCUUCUCUCGUGACCAGGCUUACGCCAUCAACCUGGCUGCGGUGGGCACCGUGGCCUUCGGCUGCACAGUGCAGCAAUCCAGCUUCUACGGGUACACGGGGAUGCUGCCCAAGAGGUACACGCAAGGGGUGAUGACCGGGGAGAGCACUGCGGGCGUGACGGUGUCCCUGAGCCGCAUCCUCACCAAGCUGCUGCUGCCGGACGAGCGGGCCAGCACGCUCAUCUUCUUCCUGGUCUCCGCCGGCCUGGAGCUGCUCUGCUGCCUGCUGCACCUGCUGGUGCGCCGCAGCCGCUUCGUGCUCCGCCACACGGCGCGGCCCCGCCACAGCCGCCCGGCCGCCCGGCCCCGCUACUGCGUGCACCACGACGUGGCCGCGGGGGACGUCCACUUCGAGCACCAAAGCCCAGCCCUGGCCAACUGCGGGUCCCCGAAGGACAGCCCAGCCCACGAGGUGACCAGUGGCCACGGGGGUGCCUACACGCGCUUCGACGUGCCUCGGCCGAGAGUCAAGAGGAGCUGGCCUUCCUUCCGAGCGCUGCUGCUGCACCGCUACGUGGUGGCCCGCGUCAUCUGGGCCGACAUGCUCUCCAUCGCCGUGACCUACUUCAUCACGCUGUGCCUCUUCCCGGGCCUCGAGUCUGAGAUCCGCCACUGCAUCCUGGGCGAGUGGCUGCCCAUCCUCAUCAUGGCCGUGUUCAACCUCUCUGACUUCGUGGGCAAGAUCCUGGCGGCCCUGCCCAUGGACUGGCGGGGCCCCCACCUGCUGGCCUGCUCCUGCCUGCGCAUGGUCUUCAUCCCACUCUUCAUCCUGUGCGUCUACCCCAGCGGCACACCCGCCCUCCGCCACCCGGCGUGGCCUUGCGUCUUCUCCCUGCUCAUGGGCAUCAGCAACGGCUACUUCGGCAGCGUGCCCAUGAUCCUGGCGGCGGGCAAAGUGAGCCCCAAGCAGCGGGAGCUGGCAGGGAACACCAUGACGGUGUCCUACAUGACGGGGCUGACGCUGGGCUCCGCCGUGGCCUACUGCACCUACAGCCUCACCCGGGACGCCCACGGCAGCUGCUUCCCCGCCUCCCCCGCCAACGCCUCCUUCCCGGCCGGCCUCUGAGCCAGGCCUGGGCCGCAGCCGUGCCCCGGGAGGGCCGCUGGGGUCCGAUCCAGGGACCCGAGGCCUGAGGCCCCCUCCCUGCCCCUGCCUGCAGUGCCUGCGGGGCCCCGGCCUCCUCCUCGUGCCAACAGCGCCACCCUCUCUGGGCCCAGCCACCUGUCCCUGCGGCCCCAGGGUUCUGCCAAGUUCUUGGAGGCCUGGGACGAAUUGCUGCCACCCAGGGCUCCGCUCAGCACUGUGCUCUGGUCCCGUCUCAUGCCCACCCUUCAUCCUCCAUCUGCGUCCAGUGGCCCCAGCUCUAGCCAGGCCAGUGCUCUGUGGGGUCACUCACAGGCGAGCAGAGCACCAGCCAGGGUCCCCGCCUGGUGACCCCCACCCCCGGGUCUGCUUUGAGGCCCCCGGCCCAGAUCACACCAUCCGCGGUACCUGUCAGGUGCCGCCUGAGCCAGCCCUUCCUUCAUCCGGGACCUUCGUCAUGAACGUGAGGCCCUCAGAGGAGAGGGCCCAUCCCCAGCCUUGUCACCCACAACCUCUGCCUCACUCAUCCUUAAACACCGGUUCUCCCAAACAAAACGCAUUUGCCAUAAGGGAAUUGUAGCCCUGGGUCUGAAUGUCUCAGACCACGGUCUGCGCUGGCCUCUCCGCGACCACAGCUUUGGGGCACCCACAGCUAGGCACCGACCCCACACCGGGACCUCCCCGUGCACCCAGGCACCCACCCGAUACCACAGGCCCGGGGGUCUGUGCCUGACCAGGGACCCCCAUCAAAUUCUUGGCUCCUCCAUCUGUCCGUGAUACAGGAGGGGUGCAGUUUGGGGGCCACAAAGCAGGGCCCCACACCCUGGCUGAAGCCAACUUGACCCAGGCCUUGAUCCCUGUCCAGCGAGGCCCAAGGAGGGACAUAACAUGCCCCGAGUCCCUGGCAAAGAGGGAGGGCGGGGGUCCCACUCCAGCUUGGACCCUGCAGAGCAUCCUGCCAAAGAUGGGCUUUUCCGGGGGGGACGGCCUGCCCUUCCACACCCACAGCACAGCCGUGACCACCCCACCCUGCUGUGUCCCGUCCACCUGUCUGUCCACCAACUGUACCGCACCAGCCAUUAAAAAACGAAGGCAGAGACUCCUCCACCGCCGCCUCCUGAGUAACGUCUGUGAGGGUGGGGUUGCCGCUGCCAUUUCGGCCACCAGGGAGAGGGGUGCUGGUGGGACAA
Diceros bicornis minor is the source of this 3991-nucleotide messenger RNA. It is a transcript of the gene SLC29A4, whose product is annotated as solute carrier family 29 member 4. Gene Ontology annotation, molecular function: monoamine transmembrane transporter activity; nucleoside transmembrane transporter activity. Gene Ontology annotation, biological process: nucleoside transmembrane transport. The coding region runs from base 921 to 2783 and encodes 620 amino acids. Gene Ontology annotation, cellular component: plasma membrane. The transcript has 11 exons. NCBI's taxonomy places the organism in Eukaryota, Metazoa, Chordata, Mammalia, Perissodactyla, Rhinocerotidae. The record is from RefSeq and is a predicted model, not a curated record.